AUGGCCUCCUUACUUGAUCUACCAGCUGAGAUUCGUCUGAUAAUAUACUCACAUUUACUCAAACCGAAUGAAUAUGUGAAGAGCUAUCGAAAGCUGAAGGAUACUUGGUCAACACCGGGCGGUGGUCCUCUUUGCGCUAUUCCUCGACCUUAUGUGAAGCGAUAUACACCAUCCAUUCUGCUCCUCAACAAAAAGAUCACUAUAGAAGCUCUUCACUACCUAUAUCGAAUAUCUCUCAACCUCUACGGCACACCCAGCACAUAUUUCGUCAUGCGUCAGAUGGAUAUUACAGAAUUCAUCAGCGAGCACUAUCUGCAGAGAAUCCAUCAUGGUGUUCUGCGACUAAAUCACGCCAACAAGCAUUUUGUCCUUUCGCUUUUAGACAUAUGGUGUGCCGAGAAUCAGCUGGAGCGACUCGAUGUGUAUCGUCCCAAGACUGAGCUUGACAGUCAGCACUGGAAAGUUGUAGAAAGCAGACUCGGGACCUUCUCGAGUAUGGUCCCCGUUGUAUUCCACGAGGUCGAUGAUCCGUUAAAGGUCAAGGCCUCCAUGGCUAUUUAA
Penicillium griseofulvum is the source of this 561-nucleotide messenger RNA. RefSeq lists its product as uncharacterized. The coding region runs from base 1 to 561 and encodes 186 amino acids. Lineage: Eukaryota; Fungi; Ascomycota; Eurotiomycetes; Eurotiales; Aspergillaceae. The transcript has 2 exons. The record is from RefSeq and is a predicted model, not a curated record.